Messenger RNA from Solenopsis invicta (red fire ant), 2652 nucleotides. It is a transcript of the gene nuf, whose product is annotated as rab11 family-interacting protein 4A. Bases 1112 to 2599 code for a protein of 495 amino acids. Gene Ontology annotation, biological process: regulation of cytokinesis; endocytic recycling. Lineage: Eukaryota; Metazoa; Arthropoda; Insecta; Hymenoptera; Formicidae. The record is from RefSeq and is a predicted model, not a curated record. The transcript has 10 exons. Gene Ontology annotation, cellular component: endocytic vesicle; recycling endosome membrane; cleavage furrow.
ACAAUUUUAUUAAUUUUACUAAAAUUAAUUAUAGUAACUUUUACUAUAAUAUAUUAAAAAUUAUUAUACAAUAUAUAUGGGAAAAUUAGACCAUAUUUCUACUAAAAUUCUUUGAUGUCUAUGUUAUCCCAUAAUUACUAUAAUGUUAAGAGUAAAUUUUCUCCAUGUGCACAGAUCACCAGUAUUACAUAUGUAUAUAUAACAUAUACAUACAUAUAACAUAUACAUAUGUAGAAUUCAACGUACAGCUCUAGGUAGGUCAUCAACCGGGUCGCCCCAGCGUUAGAAUACGUGGCCGUUUCGACUGUACCGGCGACGCGGCGACACGGUUGAGCGACACUGGUGCUUUCUCGUACCUGGCGGAUAUACACGGCCAUGACGCACACCUGUGCGCUUCCCGCAGUCGGUGCACGUCCGCGCGCGCGCGCGCGCACGCACACACACACACACACACACACACACACACACACACACACACACACACACACAUCACCUCGACCACCGGUGCUCCGGUGCACAGUAGCCUCUCGCGAUCGAGCGAGCGCAUGCGCCUUCGCCGUCUCUCUCGGUGGGGCUUCACAAUCGGGUCCCCCGAGCACCGAGAGCGACGAGAGCGUUCCCGUCGCUUUCGCGUCGCGACUCCGCGUCCGCGUCCACGGCCCUCAGUUUGCCGCCGAUCGCACCGUUAUCCUGGUCGCGCGCGCGCGCGUCCUCCGUGGACUAUUCGCGCGCACCUUCGCUUGUGUGCUCCCCCUUUUUUUGAUCCCUUUGGUCGUUUUGAACCCCCUCUCCCCCCAACCCCGGUAUUCCCGAAUAGCGUCGCAUCCCGCACGUCGCGACACGUUGCGCGAGCACAGGUGUUUAAAGUCGGUGGACACGGGACAGAUACACGUCGGCGCUGCUCUGAGCGAAGUGAAACGUGAGUCCCCGUACCUGACGCCGCGUUGGUUUCUGCUGCAUCGAGAACGACGCGAGCAACGACGGGUCGUCAGGCGACAACGGCAACGGCAACGGCGGCGGCGGCGGCGGCGAAUGAGAGCGUCCUUCGUCGGCGCGUGCACCACGUUGCAUCGCGCUGACACUCUGACGUAGCCCGCCGCGGGGUCCAAGGAUGGUGAGCUCCCGCACGUCCAGCGUGAACGUCACCGUUAACGGUAACGCCGCCGUGGUGGCCGACGGCGGCGCGGGAAACGCGUCGCGCGAGGACGAGGGCCGCGCGGCGAACGGCGUGAUCGGCCCUCGGGAGUGGAACCAGAGCGGGCCGCCCUCGCUCUCGAUGUCGGUCGACCUGCACAAUCUCGUCAGCUCGACUCUCACGGAUUCGGGACGGUUCUCCACGAGCCCGGACGACCAUCAGGCCACGUCGGACAGCACCGCCAACGCGAUCAAAAUCGGUUGCCACGACGAAGAAGAGAGCUACGAGGGCUUCGGUUCCGUCGAGGGCGACUUGGUGGACGACGGACCGGAGUCACCGGGCGGUAGCAGUUCCGCACCCUCGCCGACCGGUACCAACUCGCACAGAAAUCCGAGGAGUCCGAACUCUACCGUCGGAAGACAUUCCUGGCUGCGCACUUCGCUGCGGAGAACACCUCCUUGUUCGGCCAGAAAGAGACUCAGCACCAACGCUUUAGCGAGUCAGCUUUAUCGCAGCGGCAGCUUCAACAGUUCGGGAAUGGGCUCAAAUUACGAUGCUACGGAUGAUGUGUACAGCGACGUAUCUUUGGAGGACGUCAUGGAUCUCAGCCACAAAGUUCAAAUGAUCCAAGAGCAAAUGGAUGCCUUAGCGGAUACUAAGUCGGUCGGCGAGGAGAGGUACGCUCGGGCGAAGCAAGAAAAUGCAACGUUACAGGCGCGCAUAUUGAUGCUUGAGGAAGCAGCCAAAGAUGCGGAAACAAGGGCCGAAGAGAGGCUUCAAACAGAGCAACGGAGACAUCGGGAAUGGGCGGGCCGUUUGGAGCGCGAACGUCAACUGCAGCUGGAGAAUUAUGCUAUCAAACUACAAGCGGCGGAAGUAGACAGCUCCAGUUUGCGAGAAGAGAUCGCGCGAGUUCGUGAACAGCUUGAGAGAGCGAGGGCGGAUAAGACGCGGCUGGAGAAUGAUCUUCGGGAGGUUAGGAGGGAAGCGGACGCCGCGCGCGAAAGUGAACGUCAUGCGAUGAGCCGAGCUAACGAGGCUCAUCACAUGCUCGACGCCAUGAGAGAGGAACUUUCAUUACGAAGCGAGGAUCAGCAGAGGAUUGAAGAACUGGUGCAGCAGGUGGCUCAACUUCAAGCUCGCAAUAAAAACUUGGAAGAAUCUCGGGACGAAUUACAAGCGGCUGCGGCGUUGCAGGCAGGCCGUGAACUUUUAAUGCUGAAUCCUUGUAACAAUAACGCUGAGAAAGGCCCCAGUCUCGCUGCGGAAUUGUUAGCCGGCAUGAAUCCAGAUCAGAUAGACGGUCAAGGGGAGCUUAAUGAACUGUGCACGAUGGCUGAAUUAAAACAAGCUUUGAAGGAGCAGCAAGAAGUAAACACGCAAUUGAGAACGUACAUUGAUGGGAUAUUAUUAAACAUCGUGGAAAAUUAUCCGCAAUUGUUAGAAGUGAAGCAAACGCACUGAAAUAUAGCGUAUAAUCCUGUCCUGAUAUUGUCGAGGCAGUUGUAUGUUAACUU